Molecule: messenger RNA, 1941 nt
Organism: Danio rerio (zebrafish)
Lineage: Eukaryota; Metazoa; Chordata; Actinopteri; Cypriniformes; Danionidae
Source: RefSeq, a predicted model, not a curated record
AUGAAAUGAAAAUAUACUUUUGGUAACCCAAAACUAACCGUAACCCUAAAAAGACAGAAAGACAUUUUACCGUUACCUGAAGAAUUUUUUGCACGUAACACAAAUUGUCUUUCAUCUUCAACAAGAAAACUCAACCCCUAAAAAACUGACGUAUUGGUCUUUCUGAAGUUUGUCCAUUCUCAAAAGAAUAAUAGUUCUGCACGCCAUGAUCUAUGACCUCUGAAACAAACAUUGCAUCUACUCCUUUGAUGUGAGAUUUUAUCUUUCACCUUUCUUUUUUUAAAUUCUGAUUGCCAUUUUUAUCCAGAAAAGAUCCCCUCACUCUUGUUUUUAACCAGAUCAGCACAGGAAGACAACGGCUGUCAACUAAAGCACAAGAAAUGCCUCAUUGUAAAAGAGAGACUGAUAAGAAAAUGAGUGGGAGAGAAGACGAACAACAGAAGAUCCUAAAAGAGGAGCUUGACGCAUCUCCUCUUUUAAAGCAGCACGCUUCAGAUCAGUGCGUGGACGAGACUUUUUCUGAGGUGCAGAGAUCUGCUGAUGAGCAGCGAAUGCAGUUUCUUCAGCUGCUGGUACAGAAUUCACGAUCAGGUCAGAUCAGACCGUCUGUACUUCGGUCUACGGCUCUCCUGCUUCAGGGAAAUGAGAGCAACCCAACAGCCAUGAGCAGAAGAAAAGACACAGGUCACAGUGCGCAGAUUUCCAUCCAAGCUGUCGCUGAAUCAAGCCAACACAGGAAACAAUCUGCCAGCUUUCACUUUCACAGCCCAGUCCAGUCAGAGAUCCAGAGAUCCAGUGCACUUUUCAUAAAUGGACAUUGUCGCUGGCCAGGCUGUGAAAAAGCCUUUGAUGAUAACACACAUUUUCUGAGGCAAGUCUAGCAUUUUUUAAAGUAUCUGAAGUAAUGUCAGCACACCUCAUUGAUCUUUUUCAUUAUGACUGCUAAACUGUCUAGACAUCUGAACCGAGACCACAGCACAGACGAUAAAACUAUCGCACAAUGGCGAGUUCAGCAAGACCUGGUGCACCACAUGGAGAAUCAGCUCAUCCAGGAAAAGCAGAAACUUCAUGCCAUGCAGCUCCAUCUCCGACUCUUCGAAUGCAUCUCCACAUAUACGGGAGUUGCUGGAGGCUGGUGGAGGCCGCUGGCACUAAAUUUUCCCCCAUUGGGUGAGCCAGAUGGCAGGACAGAGAGAGCUUGUGAUGCACCGGUACAACAGGAGCCUUGGCACAUCCCACCACCACACCUGCUGCCAGAUUUCGUUAGCAGUGCUGAAUACUACAAAUGUGCCAAUAUACGUCCGCCCUAUACGUAUGCGUUCCUAAUCAGAUGGUCAAUCUUGGAAGCCCCAGACAAACAACGAACAUUAAACGAAAUCUACAACUGGUUCACAAGAAUGUUCUUCUACUUUCGUCAUAGUUCCCCUACAUGGAAGAAUGCCGUGAGACACAAUCUUAGUCUCCACAAAUGCUUUGUCCGGGUGGAUGGAAAGACAGGGGCCGUGUGGACGGUGGACGAGGAAGAGUUUCAGAAGAGGAAAGGCCAGAAAAUCCACAGGGACUACACUUUAAAAUGGUCGACACCCUUCUCACACUGUCCACCUUAUGAAGCCUCAGAUGUACCAAUAAAAGCCAAAGAUUCUCAGUGAAAUAUUUGUUUGUUUGUGUGUAGUGUAAUAUAGAGACAGACUAGGCUAAAAUUUAGAUUUUUAGUUUUAAUUUUAGGCAUUACCAUGAAGUAUUGAUUGUUUGUUUGUUAAUAUUAAUUGUCAAUACUUUGUUAAUAAUCUUUCUUAUAACAUUACUGUUGCAUAAGUAUUUUACAUACAUAGUCAUAUAUGCAAAUUGUAGGUUUUUAUUUUUAUAUACAGUGGUGGUUAUAAAAUGAUGUAUUUCUGACUGUUAUUUUGUAUGUAUUUUAUUAUACCUGAUUAAAAUGAA